Molecule: messenger RNA, 6683 nt
Organism: Cyclopterus lumpus (lumpfish)
Lineage: Eukaryota; Metazoa; Chordata; Actinopteri; Perciformes; Cyclopteridae
Product: semaphorin-4B-like
Exons: 16
Coding region: 783-3296 (837 amino acids)
Biological process (GO): semaphorin-plexin signaling pathway; negative regulation of axon extension involved in axon guidance; axon guidance
Molecular function (GO): semaphorin receptor binding; chemorepellent activity
Source: RefSeq, a predicted model, not a curated record
UCGUCUUCAAACGCUCGGAUGAUGGACUUCACUUCGCGGACUCACUGACGGACUCUUCGCGGAUUUAACUCGUGUUACGUUCCUGUUUGGUCGACAGUUUUGUCUUUUUCUUCCAGCGACUGUGAAGACUUGAGCGGUGACCGAGUCUUUUCUUCUUCUUUUUUCUUUUUUUUUAUUGCGCCGCAGCUCGUGGAUAGUCUUUUUUUUGUUGCCUGCCCCGUGUUCUUCGUUUUUUUUUUUCAGGUUUCAACACCUUUCCAUCGGCGAGGUAUGAGACUGAGUGAAUGAAUCACCUCUAAGUCAAAUGCAGGUAUUAAUACGGAGCCUCCAGGGUGGUUCGGAAGGUUAAUGAAUCUGCAACCUUAAGCAAUAUGGCACCAGAUUCACCCUUCAUAGAUACACGGGGCAGCAGACCUUCUCCUAGAUGAGCAGAUGGGUCCCGUGGCACUGACCGUAGCGGGUCGCCUGUACGAAUCAAAAUGACUUUCAGUGAAUGGCCACUGGUGCUGAUCUAUCGGAGAGCACUAUGAGUAGAUGACAACAAGCAGUCUUUAAUCCAGAAAAGACUCCUCUUCUCUGUGUAAAGAGCCUGCUAACCGUGUGUGAGGACCACUGGGAGUACAAGCAUCGAGUCAAGGACACGUUCACUCCCCUCAGCCUGCAGGAAGAUGGGAGUGAGAAAAUAAAGAUCUGCACAGUCAAGGGAGGCUUAAUGAAUUCCAAGGAAUUUUAAAACAAACUGUGUGCAUUUGCGUACGUCUGUGUGAGCGGAUCAGGCAACCAUGUGGACAUUAGCUGCGACUGUCCACUGUCUUCUGGCUGCUGCGCUGCUAUUGGCUAUCUGCCUCCAAUCACUGACGGCGACUGAGGAUGAUGUCACACCACGCAUCAGCUUCUCUUACAAUGCAAAGGAGAGGUCGGCCAAGAGAUUCUCAGUGGACGGUGUCUUCAAUUACACCUCCUUGCUGCUCAGCCAGGAGGACGACAUGCUGUACGUGGGAGCCAGGGAGGCGCUGUUUGCCCUCAGCCUCUCGGACAUCAGCAAGACCAAGCUCCAGAAGAACCUGACGUGGGGCACUCCUGCUGGAAAAAGAGAGGAAUGCAGCUUCAAAGGGAAGAACCUGGAGACUGAUUGCUUCAAUUACAUCAAAAUCCUCCUGCGGCUGAAUAGCACUCAUCUCUAUGUGUGUGGCACCUAUGCGUUCAGUCCCAUUUGCGCCUACAUAAACACGUCAACAUUCAAACUGGAGAGAGAUGAAGUGGGCGAGGUCGUGAUGGAAGAUGGGCGCAGCCGCUGCCCCUUUAAUCCAGAGUAUAAAUCCACUGCCAUCAUUGUUGAUGGUGAAUUGUACACUGGUACGGUCAGCAACUUCCAAGGGAAUGAGCCCGUCAUUUACAAGAGUUUGGUUCAGGGAACCGCUCUGAAGACAGAAAACUCUUUAAAAUGGCUGCAAGAUCCGGUCUUUGUCGGGUCAGCUUACAUCGAGGAAAGUCAGCCAGUAGGAAACCCUGUGGGAGACGACGACAAGAUUUACUUCUUCUUUAGCGAGGCGGGGAAAGAAUUUGACUUCUUUGACAACACCAUUGUGUCGAGGAUUGCUCGCGUGUGUAAGGGGGAUAAAGGCGGCGAACGGGUGCUGCAGAAAAAGUGGACGACCUUCCUAAAGGCCCAGCUCCUGUGUUCCCUCCCCGAUGACGGCUUCCCCUUCAACAUCAUCCAGGACAUGUUUGUCCUGAAGCCCAUGGGGGACAGCUGGGAGAGCACCGUCUUCUACGGCGUCUUCACCUCCCAGUGGUACAAAGGAGCGUCGGGCAGCUCGGCCGUGUGCGCUUUCACCAUGGCACAGGUGGAGAGAGCCUUCAGCGGGCGCUACCGAGAGGUCAACCGGGAGACUCAGCAGUGGUACACAUACAACCACCCUGUGCCAGAACCACGGCCGGGAGCGUGUGUGACCAACCACGCCAGGCAAAUGGGUAUCCAGUCGUCCUUGCACAUGCCUGAUAAAGUGCUCAACUUUGUCAAGGACCACUUCCUGAUGGACAGCGUAAUCCGCAGCGCUCCCCUGCUGUUGAAACGCAGCGUGCGCUACACACAGAUCACCGUGCACAAGAUCCAAGGCAUGGAGAGGGCCUACGACGUGCUCUUCAUCGGGACAGACGAUGGAAAGCUCCAUAAAGCCAUCAAUGUCAACGAUAAGAUGCACAUCAUAGAGGAGAUGAUUCUGUUUCCUGAGCCUCAGCCAGUGCAACACAUCGAGCUUGAUCCUCAGAGGGGUCUGUUGUUUGUGUCGUCCAACUCUGGGCUGGUGGAGGUUCCUGUGGCCAACUGCUCCAACUACCUGAGCUGUGGAGAGUGCGUGUUGUCCAGAGACCCGUACUGCGCCUGGACCGGACGUCUGUGUCGGGACGUCAGGAUGGCUCCACCUGACAGUCACUGGCAGCAGGAUGUGGAGGAGGCCGAUACGUCAGCGAUUUGUAACAGGACGUUUCCCAGCACCAGAUCUGCCAGACCUGCAGCUUCUCGUGGCUCCCAAUGCAAGCUCAUUAUAAUCCCAGCCAACACGUUCAGAGUCCUGCCUUGUAAACUGCGCUCCAACUUGGCCCAGAGAAGGUGGCGUUACAGUGACGACGCCAGCCAGUUCCUCUACGCAACACCCGAGGGAAACCUGGUCGUGGUGGCGCAAGCCGACAGGAUGGAGACCUACGAGUGCUGGUCAGAAGAGGAGGGUUUCCGACAGCUGUUAGCCAACUACUGUGUGAGGGCGGAGCCCCGCCAGGAAAGCACCACCCUGAUUGGUCACUCGCGCACACCACACAUUGAGCCCGAGGAGACCAUCAUCCUGCCGGGCGAGUCUCGUUCUGAGCAGCUCCACACAAAGACGUACUGGAACGAACUGAUUGUGGUGUGCGCCCUGCUGGCGUUCUCCCUGGUGGUAUUCUCCUUGUUCGUCAUCUACAGGAACCGAGAUCACAUGAAGUCCAUGCUGAAGCAGGGCGAGUGCCCCAACAUGCAGCAGAAGAAGCCAAGGAUUGUGGGAAAGCCUGCUGAGAGCCUGCCCCUCAACGGUAACACCAUCCCCAUCUCCACUUCUGAUCACAAGGGCUACCAAACGUUAAAUGACAACUACAUCUGCAGCACGCCCACCCACGAGUCCUCGCCGGACAACAGCAAGAGCUUCUCCGAGUCCUCCGACAGGCGGCUGCUUAACGUGAAGGAGAGCCACGUGGAAUACUCCCCGACCUGCCCUCGGCCCAGAGUGAGGCUCGGCUCGGAGAUCAAAGACUCCAUUGUCUGAGAGCACAGUAUUCUCGAAAAAGAGGCCACCCUGUAUCUCCAUGAAGGAUGCAGGCCACCGAGCAAAGGAGAGGAGACCCUGACAUCCCUCUACGUCACAGCACAUCUUUUAUUUUCGUCAUCUUUUGUUCUGUGAUCAGUGCAGAGGUUAUUUACAUCGCUUAAUCAUUUCCACUCCAUAGCCAGAGGUUGUUCUGGUUUGCUGCAUCGGGCGGGAAGAGGAAGCAGCAUUCCACUUUGGUUUUAACCAGGACCAACAACCAUGGCAGCUGCUCAGAAUAGUUAUUGCAGUCUUUGUUUGAGUCAUCCUCAUGGCCACUAGUGUGUGUGUGUGUGUGUGUGUGUGCGUGUGUGUGUGUGUGUGUGUGUGUGUGUGUGUGUGUGUGUGUGUGUGUGUGUGUGUGUGUGAGCAUAGGGCUGGGCAAUAUGAGGAAGAAAAAAAAAGCUUAAAGAGAAGACUUCUUCCUAUAUCUAUAUUCAUCACAGUAUCUAUUUAGGUAUGCAAGAUCCAAUAUUAAAAUGACUAGUUAAUGCCUAUCACAUGAUAUCAUAUAAACAAUACAUUAUAAAUAUUGAUAAGUUUCCCAGCCCUGUUAGAGCCUGUGUAACCUUUUUAGAUGCUCUGCAGAAGAUGGAUGCUACAGAGGCAACGCUUCAGUUUUGUAUACACACCAGAACCAGGCUACAGCUACAUGGUGACCUAGAGUUCAGGUUUAGGAGAAUAUAAUACAUGCAUUUCAUAGUCAUUAUGACCCACACAUUAUGGAGGCAAGUCAGAAUCACAUUUGUUCCCUUUUGCUGAAUAAAUGUCAUGACUGCAUGAGGAUCAAGCUGAUGAAAGAUGAGACAGAGGAACAAGAAUGAAAAGGAUUGAAAGAAAGAUGAUCAAAAAAUGUGAUCAUAUGUCCAGGGCCUAAAUACUGACAUUUACCUCCUGAAUGUAUAUUGCUGUUCAAAGGUGUCAUUCACACGUCACUGCACCACGGACAAUUUCGGGAAGCCGUCGCUCCACAUCUCUGCUCGUCUGAGACAGCCCUGUACGUCAGUAUUGACCUGCAGGUACCAUGAUAACACCGUUGACCCUGUUUUUGAGGCGAAUAUGGAAAGAUGACCUCAGAUUAUGUCAGUCAAGGUGGACAUUACAAGCACUGAGAGACAAGAAGAAAGAAAGAAAGAAAAAAAGGUGACGUCCACUCCUCCCAUCAUCAGGACAGCCCCGAAAUCCUCCUGUGCACUGUGCCAAAAGACAAAAACGACUCGAUUUGUUCGAUCUAAAUGCAAUAGUGCCAUUCUGUUGUGACCACUCCCAUGCGUUGCAAUAGCAUUGAUCACUGUCCAAGAGCACACGGGCCCCGAGGUGGGUUUCACGAAGGUAAAAUGGCACAAAUAAUAAACAAAUGUGAAGCGCAAGGUUGGACAUUUCUAUUCAGACUGUUAGCUCAUAACAAAGACUGUUUGUGUUGGGCCAAAAGUAAUUGACUUUCAAAGGAUAUGGCAUGGAGGUUACUUUAUGUGAAAACGUAUCUUGUGGUGAGAAAAUAUUCCAGUUCUCCUUCAGCCACUCUUAAAGGAGUCUAAUACCUUCUUAGUAUACACUGAAAGAAACCGGUACAACCAGGUUUGAAACUAUUAAGCGCUAAAAACACAAACUAUUUGGUUAAUUUGAGUGCUAAAAAGUCCCAGAACAACCAAUAACAACUGCCACUGCAGUGGAGAGAUGGUAUGUCAUAUCGUCUUAUUAAGACUGCACGACGUAGUGAUGCAGUUGCACAGAGUGCUGUAUCAGCUCGACAUAACCCUCCCCCACCAGGCGACGUCUCUUACAUGCAUUGAUGCCCACACUCACUCAGAUGUCAUUGCGACGUUAACGUGAAAGCACAAGUAAUCAGGGUUUUGAGCACGUCGGUAAAAAUCCGCUCGUACUCUUAAAGAAAUGCAACUACUGAGAAACGGAAGGUGUGGUUGCUGAGGGAAAUACUUCUUUUUUUUUUUUUGAAAUCUGCUCUUGCAGGGACCAGUGUAGCCAUUAUGAACACACACUUGCACCCACAUUGCUUCAACUUUUGAGACUUAGCAAGCAGAAAUUCCCAAAGAAGUAGGAAGCCGAUGGUGUCGUGUAACUCGGAGUGAGACAUUUACACAGCCAUAGGGACAAUAUGGCACCACGUGUCUUGGAAUACAUCACCAACUCACUGUAUUGAUCAAGUACGCCUACAGUAUACAGUAUAUUCCAGUGUCCUACAGAAUAAAUGCGUAGCUCUUUCCAACACUAAGCAGAGGAUGUAAUGCUAUGUAACCGCUACAAGUUGACACCGUGCACCGCAUACUGCGCAACAGUGAUCAGUGUUUCCUUGUUUUCUUUAUUUUUUGUUGUGUGAGUGCGUGUGCGUGUGCGUGUGUGUGUGUAUAUAUAUACAGUAUCUGUGCUUAAUAUUGUGUGUUUUUUCAAGGGACCUUGUGCAAGAUGUGUUGUAGAGAUAGUCUUGAAACUAGAGAGUGAACACUGCUGAUAUUUAGUUUUCAUAGUGCUUUACUGCCGACUCCAGCAUACAUUUCAAAUUGUGCACAGAGCACGGCACAUGUCUCAUCAUGUUGGCUGGUUUUUAUCAAGCAUGUCCAAGCAGGAGGGGCAUCUUGUUUUUAUUUUCAUGCCAAGCUGAAUUACAGGGGUGGUUUGAUCUUGGAGGAAAUAUGCUUAUUCAUGUUCCAGCGAAGAGUUAAAUGAGAAAAGCGGUGCCACUUAUGACUGCUCGCUUAAUUUGAAGGUACCUGCAGCAGCUGGCAAGAUUCUCUGGAAGACUUCUCCUGUUGCUAGACACAAAUAAGUGUAUUUCCCCAAAAGGCCUACCCAUUGCUUUAAUCUUGUCUGCUGAGACUAACCAAAUAAACAAGAGUAUAAGAUGACCCGAAUAAAUAAGACUCUAAAAGCCUUGGUGCAAUAGCAUUGUUUGCCACCAUUGUUGUUUUCUAGACCAUAACAUGUCUCUGGAGGAGACCCUGCUUCAGAUGCUUGGUGGAUAACCUCACGACGUAUUUUCAAAAUGCCUUUAGGUGUCAAGUUGUUCUGCCUUUAGCCGCAUGCCACAUCGUACACUACCCAACAGUGAUGUGGUAGCAGGCGUGAUUGUAGCCCUGCAUGGGCACACUUCUCUCCACAACACGGGUCAAACAGUAGAUUUACAGAUACACCCAAGCCACCAGUACAGUGAGACUGGGAGCUGAUCAAAAUCCUGUAUCAUUCUGCAGUUUUUGCUUCCGUCAGAAGCGAUACUGUGCACAUGGGAAACCUGUUUCUGAAGAGGUCCAUAUUUAAGAAUGAUAUAUUUGUAGUAAAUUUAGACGUUUCAGUACCAUUUGACCUUCACAGUUAAUAAUGCCAAAAAAGGUA